Messenger RNA from Paralichthys olivaceus (Japanese flounder), 2150 nucleotides. RefSeq names its product keratin 222 (gene krt222). The record is from RefSeq and is a predicted model, not a curated record. Lineage: Eukaryota; Metazoa; Chordata; Actinopteri; Pleuronectiformes; Paralichthyidae.
CUAAGCUGUGGUGACUGGUGGAUCGGCUCAGCGUGAUCAGGCAAAUAGACUAAGGGACUUUUGCUACCAGUUACUACAUUUACUGCACUGUAUUUGUGGAGGGUCAUUUAGCAGUAGUCUCUCAGGUCUCCCAUGGACUUGCUGCAGGACUCCAGUCAAACCAUGUGGGGUCUGAAUGCCCGUUUGAAGGGCUUCCUGGAGCAGGUGAACAGGCUGCAGGAGGCCAACCAGCAGCUGGAGACUCAGAUAGCCGACUGGGGGACCAGGACUGCAUCACGCUCCCAGGACUGGUCCCAAAAGGAACAUGCAUUGAGGGAGCUCCGUGGCCAGGUUGGUAAACUUCUGAUGGAGAAUGCCCAGCUGGCUUUACAGUCUGACACCAUGAAGUCCAGAGCUUCUGCCAUUCAGUCAAGGUGUGAGACAGAGGAGCGGAACACCCGACGUCUUGAGCAACAGGUGGUUCUGCUCAGGGAGACAAAGAGGAAGGCAGACCAGAGCAGCAUGAUGCUGCAAGCGGACGUUCACCGCUCCAUGGCGGAGCUGCAGGAGACGCACCGGGAGUUUGAGGCAGCCCAGGCUCUGCAGCUGCAGCGGGCCGGCUCCUGCGAUGCCCUGUUAGCAUCAUCUACGGCAAAAGGAGAGGAGGAGGAGGAUGGCACAGGGAUGGAGCUCACCCGGCUCCUCGACAGAAUCAGAGCGCAGUGCGACCAUAACAGAUUUCCCGGCCCAGAAGAGAGCCUCGGGGCCGUGGCAAAUCCACCUCCAGGCUUGGUCGGGCCCAGCCACUCUGGUGCUGGAGCAGCAGCAGCAGCCAGAACACACAGAGGAGCUCUCAGUGAGGAGGAAGCAGCGUGGGCUCAGGUGAGCCUCGGCGGCUCCGCCUUGAGGGAGGCACGGGCCGAACUCGCAGAGGCCAGGAAGCAGUGGCACUCCCUGCAGGUGGAGAUCGAGACCCUGCAUGCUUUGGAGAAAGGCCUGGAGAGCUCCUUGCAUAACACCCAGCAGAUGUACUCCAGCCAGCUGCAGGACCUUUCCCAGGUUAUUGUUGGGCUGGAGAGUGAGCUGGAGCAGGUGAGGGGUGGGCUGGCCACCCAGCGUCAGCGCCACAGCCAGCUCCUCAACACCAAGAUGAGGCUGGAGCGAGAAAUUGCCACUUACCGUCGUCUCCUGGAGCGUGAAGAGGGCAGGUACAUGGGUCGGGACGGGCCGUCGAUGGGUCUGCGACCCUGGAGGUCCCCUGUGGUGGAACCAAAGGAGAAUGGGCUGGAGAACAGUUUCAGUGACCCGGCUGUUACUCCGGAUGAACCCAAAUCUGAGCCCCUACCUGAAAUACCGCCACUCCUCCCUGCAGAGAAUGGGCUAAAGAGAAGCAUACUGCGCAGACAGCAAAGCCUUGUGAUACUCACAGAACCAGAGCAUAAUAACGAUUUGCCGAUCUCCACUGUGAAGACUCAGGAGAUCCUUCAGGGCAAUGUUGUGCGGGAGAGUGCCGAGGGUCAUGGCACCAUCGAGACUGAGAAGAUUGACAAGGUGAUAAAGCAGUGGGAGGGCUCCUUCUUCAGAGGGAAUCCCAAGCUGCGGAAGAAGUCCGUGUCGCUGCGCUUCGACCUGCACAUGGCUGCAGCAGACGAGGGGUGUGCCCAGACUAAACAGGACAGCCUCCCUGACGUGGAGGUGCGUCUCAUCAUGAAGAGAUCUCGCAGCAUCCCUGCAAUCACACAGUGAUCACACCGGUUUGCAGAUGUUUGUGGUGAUACAGGUGAUGCUGAAGUUGCAGAAAUAGCAUCUGUGUCAACGACAUCUGGGGUAAUGACAUUACCAUCAUGCUUAAUAUGUAUUUCUCAUUAUAUAUACUCACUUAACAUCAGAACUGAUGACUGAAACUGAUUUCUCUCAUCAAACCUUUCAUCCAUCUGGCUCUUGUGCUGAUCUAAUGGGGCAAUUUUUUACAGUUUCAGAAAGCGACGACAACUUUAUCACAUAUUUUCAUUACAUUACAAUUUAAUAUGCAAAACUUUCUCUGUCAUCUUUCUCAGUGAAGAAAACACUCCUCUCCAUCCUGUCAUUGUUUCAACUACUGCAUUUAAUUCUAAUAUAUAAAUAGAGGCAGAGAUCACCAAGGCUGGAUUUUUCUAUAAGUUUUCAGUCAG